GAAUCAACUUUAGAUUGCGCUUAAGCAAGUUAAAAAACUUGCUCAAAAAUAUUAAAAUAUUAAAGAUUGCAAUAAUAAUAAAAAAGACCGGUAGGCCUAAAUACCAUUCAGCAUUAGCCUACACUUCAUGAAUUUAUUUUUUAAUCAUACGAUAAUUGCGCAUCACGUGGUUGCGGAUGCUGAUGUUAUGAUGAUCAGCAUGAUGAAUUGCGGUAUAUGUGCAGUAUGACCCCUGUGCAAAUCGGGUGAUGCGUUUAUGAAAUACCAUGGCUGAGUUUGGUUGGGGUCUUUCCGAGGACCUGUUAAGAAAAUCUCGGAGAGAGCUCGGAGAGGAUCCAACACGAUGCAGUGAGGAUAUAGCCGAUGUUCGAGAGCAGAUUGAAACUCGACCAGAUAUAACUUUUCUUAGAACUGAUGAUGCAUUCAUUUUGAGGUUUUUACGAGCCAGAAAGUUUGACACAGUAGAAUCCUUCAGAUUACUUGCUAGAUACUUUGAAUACCGUCAAAACAAUCCAGCGCUUUUCAAGAAUUUCAAUGCUUCUGAGUCAGAUAUCAGAGCCUCCCUAAAUGAUGGCCUUCCGAGUGUGUUACCUAACUGUGAUCAGCAGGGCAGGAGAAUUGUUGUGUUGUUUGCUGCUAACUGGGACAAUAGUCGAUACCAGUUGUUCUCAGUCUACAGGGCCUUUCUACUGACACUGGAGAAGCUGAUUGAUGAUGAGGCAUGCCAGAUUAAUGGGUUUGUCAUUAUUGUAGACUGGAGUCAAUUUACAUUUGGCCAGUCAAGGUCGCUGAAUCCUAAAGUACUGAAACAAAUGGUGGAGGGACUUCAGGACUGUUUUCCAGCUCGCUUUGGUUCCAUCCAUUUUGUAAAUCAACCGUGGUACAUAGAAGCCAUCUGUAAAAUUAUCCUUCCAUUUCUAAAAGAAAAGAGUAGAAGAAAGAUUCAUAUGCAUGGAAUAAAUUUGGGGAUACUCCAUAAUUUUGUCCACAAGGAGGCACUACCUGCUGAGCUAGGAGGAACUCUACCUGAACAUAACAUCAUGACCUGGGCCAAGGAACUUAUUGGAGACGAGAGCUUCAGCUUUGGAGACAAACAAAUAUAUUGGCCAGAUCACUGUUUCUUCAAAACAAGGUCUGAGUCGUUCCCUUCUUCUUUCCACAUGAAGCAGAGGUUAGAUGAGAAUGGUAUUUUCAGCAACAGUACCAGACUGGAUGAAGAUUUCUUCCUGAUUGAUUGACUGCUGAUUGGAUGACCGUUGUAAGGCAUCGUUAGUGCUGAUGAAAUAACAAAAGUUUCACAAAGCAAUAUAAUACAAGAAAGUCAUCACAUGGGUGUAAAACAGGUCAACUGGUCCAUAAAUGUGAAUUAUCAAUAUUUGAUAAGUUGUGAAAAACAUUUCUUGUACCAGGCCAGGAAUAUCAUACAUGUUUUUGCUUCAUUAACACCUUUCAAGGAAUUGACUUUGUGUUCUAUGACAAUGUUUAUUAAAGAUUUAUUAAACAUAUAAGUAAGAUUUUGUACAAUCCAUAAUUAUUAACUUACAUGUACGUAAGUAUUAUUUGGGCAAGCAAAUAGAGAUCUUGAGGUUACUAAGAUUAGUUUCAGAUCACCCAAGAAGAAAUAAAGCAGUGAAUAUUCCUCAUCUCAUUUAAUAUUAUUGGAAAAAUACUGAUUUUGGAAUUCCAAAAUAUUUUGGUAACAUAUUCAUGAUGCAUGACUAAGAAAGCAAAAAUACUGGAAUUUCUCAAUAAUCAUACUUAAAAAGUUCAUUUUUUGUCUCAUUGUGUAUGUGUAAUGCAUGCUGAUAGCAUGUGCUUUGUAAAAACUCUUGUGUUUUGCAGAGAAUGCUAUGAUUCUAAAUUCUAUGUCAAUGAUAUCUCAAAAUUUUGCCUUAGCUGAUGUAUAUUGAAUGACACAGUAUUCUUUUCUUUUUUUUAUCUCAUUUAGUGCUAACAAGUAUGCUUCUGCAUAUUUUCUUUAUUAGCAAGACUAAAUGAAGCUGGUUGUCAUUUAAUCAUUGUCAUUUGUAACAACUUCUCCAGAGGGAUUAGUGUUAAAUCUAAAGCAAAUUAGCAUGGUGCCGCACCAUGCCCCUUUUGGCUGGUGCCAUGCCCUUUUUAAUUGCACCAUGCCCUUUUUUCUAUGUAAAUUUAAAAAAAAUAUUUGUUAAUAUAAAUAAUUGUUCUUUAUUUCACAAGGUUGAUUGAAAAGUUUAAAAAUCAAGGCAGCAGUUAUUAACUUUAAAAGAGUCGAAAUGAUUAUUCUAUUACUAUCAUAGUAUGAUACAAUGAAAGUGCCCCAAAAUUGUCUUGCCGCGACGAAAA
Messenger RNA from Ostrea edulis (European flat oyster), 2325 nucleotides. Its product is annotated as clavesin-2-like. The transcript has 6 exons. The record is from RefSeq and is a predicted model, not a curated record. Bases 267 to 1238 code for a protein of 323 amino acids. NCBI's taxonomy places the organism in Eukaryota, Metazoa, Mollusca, Bivalvia, Ostreida, Ostreidae. Gene Ontology annotation, cellular component: membrane. Gene Ontology annotation, molecular function: phosphatidylinositol bisphosphate binding.